AUGGCUCCGCCUGUCCAUAGUCUACACUACCCUUCCGCCAAGCCUUUAUUAGAAGACGAACAUGCGCACAUGGAGUACUUCCAGGUCGUUUGUGCAGGGGAGUUUUCUUUAUUUUUCGAGAUUCCGGCAUGGGAAACCAUCAUCCUCCAGGGCACUCUUAUCGAACCAGCAUUGCAUCAUGCGGCCCUAGCAAUCGGAGCAUUGACCAGCAGUCGUUACCAUCCUGAGAUAUGGCAAACGGCCUCAGCGAUCGUGUUCUCAAUUCGGCACUAUGGCUUGGCCAUCCAGGAUCUCCACCGUCGGCUUAAUGGAUCUUCCUCAAGUCUAGAGCUUGCCAUCGUAACGAGCAUUCUCUUCAGCUACAUCGAGUUUCUGCUAGGAUUCGAUAGCCGGGUCAAGAUGCAUAUACAGGCUGGAUGUGCAAUUCUUGGGGAGCUCUCUAUUCGGCGUUACCAGAGACUCGUCGUUUCUACUCAGGCUGGAUCAAGCUGCCUGGUUGGUAGUUUGUCUACUAGGUAUGAUCUACUUGCCAGUGCCAUGUUUCAGCUGACUGCGCAAGUCAACUGCUAUGUGGCAUCUCAGUUGAACGGCAAAAAUUGA
Exophiala aquamarina CBS 119918 is the source of this 600-nucleotide messenger RNA. RefSeq lists its product as uncharacterized. The record is from RefSeq and is a predicted model, not a curated record. Lineage: Eukaryota; Fungi; Ascomycota; Eurotiomycetes; Chaetothyriales; Herpotrichiellaceae. The coding region runs from base 1 to 600 and encodes 199 amino acids. The transcript has a single exon.